This is a messenger RNA of Vitis vinifera (wine grape), 1005 nucleotides long. Its product is annotated as probable F-box protein At5g04010. Gene Ontology annotation, molecular function: protein binding. NCBI's taxonomy places the organism in Eukaryota, Viridiplantae, Streptophyta, Magnoliopsida, Vitales, Vitaceae. Bases 77 to 838 code for a protein of 253 amino acids. Gene Ontology annotation, cellular component: SCF ubiquitin ligase complex. The record is from RefSeq and is a predicted model, not a curated record. The transcript has a single exon. Gene Ontology annotation, biological process: SCF-dependent proteasomal ubiquitin-dependent protein catabolic process; gibberellic acid mediated signaling pathway.
AUAUGACUCCGAAAUACUCCCACAUUGCUUUAUCCACAGCCCCCAGCAUCCCAUUCCGCAGGAAGAGGCGAUAUUAAUGAAAUCUUGUAUUUGUUCACCUCCAUGGGAGGUCCUCCUCCUGGUGGCUCACUACCUUGACCCAAAAGCCCUAGCUAUAUCAUCCUGUGUCUCCAGGUCAUGGUCCAUCUCCAUGUCCUCCGACCACCUCUGGCAGCCCAUCUGCUCUGCCCACUUCCCCUCCCUCUGCAACCUCCGCGCCGCGGACCCCACCGUCCCCUACCGCCGCCUCUACGCUAUCGGCUACGUCUCUGUGAAGCGCCGCCUCCGGAGCCCCUCCAAGCCCCGGCUCUCCCUCGAUGACGUCGUUUUCGCAAUCGACGUCCAGUGCAGGGAUUCCGGCAUCGUGACCAUUGCGAAACCGGCGAGCGACCUGGAGCCAGACCCCAACGGUCUGUUUCGGUUUGAUAUGGAGGUGUGCGAGCCGCCGAGGAUGGCGAAAGUGUUGGCCGGAGUGAGGGUUAUGUGGAGUGUGGUGUUGAAAGGGUGGCAGGGGGUCUUCUCUAUGAUGGAGUAUAAGGGGAAGGGGAGCUUUGUUCCGGACGUGGAGGGGUGGUUCUCGAGUGAGCUGCCGGCGCCGGUGUGUUGCUCGGGUAGGGUGGGAAGUGGGCUGGUGGCGGAUUUGAGGUUGGGGUUUUGUGAGGCUGAAGAUGGGAGAGGAGGGAGGGUGAGAGUGGGGAAGGUGGGAGUGGGUGUGUUGAGUGUAGUGAGCUGGAGAUAUGUGAGUGUUGAUGAUGCUCUCAGGUACUUGCAGCAUUUUCUUUCACCCUCUCAUGACUGAUGAGUAGAAAUGCACCUCUGCCUCAGUGUAUAUCUAUAAUGCCUCUAUUUAUAUUAUCAUGUUAUUAUCUACGUGUGCGCUUGAGAGUUGGGACUCUGUUUUUGUAUUAACAAAUUUUGGAUGUAAAGUUUCAGCGUUUCAAGAAACCUAAAUUUCCUUGGGUGAAA